Messenger RNA from Danio rerio (zebrafish), 1805 nucleotides. Its product is annotated as zgc:162592. Gene Ontology annotation, biological process: signal transduction; G protein-coupled receptor signaling pathway. Gene Ontology annotation, cellular component: plasma membrane; membrane. Lineage: Eukaryota; Metazoa; Chordata; Actinopteri; Cypriniformes; Danionidae. Gene Ontology annotation, molecular function: G protein-coupled receptor activity. The record is from RefSeq and is marked predicted.
GCGUCUCCCGUGUGUGUGUGUGUGUGGAUUCUGUUUGCUUACAGUUCAUUUGUUGUCAAACUGUGUGUGUCAUUUGAAAAACAAGGAACUUUCAAAUCGCCAUGGAUUAUUAAUAAUACUGCACCAUCAUCAUGUCCGACACCACCAACGUCUCCAUCCCAGCAGUGGACUUCAAUAUCACGGAUCUACACAGGACACUAGAGGCUCACCGCCCCAUUAAAAUCGGCAUCAUCUCUGUUUUGGGAGUGAUGAUAACUUUGGGAAACAUUGCAGUGGUGAUGGUCAUAGCUUCAGCGGUGUCGGGAUGGUCCAGAAACUCCCGGUAUUUUCUCUUAUCGUUAACGGGAGCGGACUCCGCGUUCGCGCUGCUUAUAAUGCCGCUCAAUCUGUGCGUGAGUCUUAUAAAGGAGUAUAACGCGGGCCCGGACCCCUUCUGUCACAUCGUGGCGUUUUUCAACGCAACCAUUUACUCCACCUGCAUGUACACGCUUGCGACCAUAAGCCUGGAAAGAUACAUAGCAGUGUUUUACCCCCUGAAAUACUCAGUCUUGCUGACCAGGAGAAGAGCAUUGCUUUUAAUCUCAUUCUCGUGGGUUUUCCCCCCAGUGCUCCUGUUCCCCAUCUCUUUCCCUGCGGGCAUCAUUGAAGUGCACUUCUCCAGAGCCUCGCUAGUGUGCAACCCGCUGUAUUCCAGCAAUGUCAGCUAUUCUCUCACUCUUACCUGCUUCAUCUUCUUCCCCUGCUCGGCCAUCAUGACUUUCUGUAACCUCAGGCUUUGGGUAGCUGCCAAGAGGCAGAGGUCAAAGUUGAGGAGACACAGCUGGGGUGGUGGAUACAGGCCUAAAGUCGCCUUGAGGGUCCUGGUGCCGGUCAUGACUGUGUACUACACCUGCUGGACGCCCUGCAUGGUCAUCAUGUUGUACAAUGCGAUUUCAGGCAGUGCUGUCCCCGAAUGGAUCGAGUUUAUUGCUGUGUGGUUGCCAACCUCCAACGGAUUCCUCAACUGUAUCUUCUACUUCUGGAUCAACCAUAGCUUUCGAAAGAAGUUCCACGUGGUUCUUCAGAAACUAUGUCUGAAACUCGGGCUUUGUCCAAGUUCUGACACUGAUUCAUGCUGCGUGAACUCAAUCAAUUCCUCUGUGAUUCCUGGAUGGAGCAGUAACUACUCUCUCCACGAGCGGUUUUCUAGCGUGUCGUCCACCUGCACCCUGCUGACGCUCAAACCUCAAACCAGCAUACGUGAACCAGACCCAGCUUGAGUAUCCUUUUUAUUGUUGCGAUCUGGAGUUUUAAAAAGAUCUGGUUGACGUUGUGAGUGCUACUGAGGCUAUACCGAUUUAUAUAUCCUUUUAAUCUCAAGUUAAGAUUCGGAAACACUCAUGACCAUAACUUCAAACUCUUUUAGUGUAAUGGCUAUUUGUGCCUUUUUACUUCUUAAUGGCACCUUCUCGGCUUUAUUGAAGACUUGUUUUUUAACUGAAAUGGCUUUGCGUUGCUGUUUCAGGUUAAACACAUGAGCCUUUGAACUAUUUGCACACAUUUCCUUAUCUAUUCAUAAACCCAGUAUCAAGCAGCUGUGAAGUUUAACCUUUAAAUAUACCUCAGUUAUGCGGGUUAUGCAGAUGGGGAAGUAAUUAGCCAGGUACGUAAUGUAAAGGUCAGAUCAAAAAUGCCUUUUGGCUUUAACCUUUUCUGUUUCUUGACAUUUCCAUUGCAUCUCUGAAGCAAACAUUCUUUUUUAUGUUGAACUAAGUAGGCUGUUUGGUCACUGUCUUGAAGAGAGGAGUACUGUAUGACCAACAUUA